Messenger RNA from Zeugodacus cucurbitae (melon fly), 1347 nucleotides. RefSeq names its product ras-like GTP-binding protein Rho1 (gene Rho1). Gene Ontology annotation, molecular function: GTPase activity; GTP binding. Lineage: Eukaryota; Metazoa; Arthropoda; Insecta; Diptera; Tephritidae. The record is from RefSeq and is a predicted model, not a curated record. Gene Ontology annotation, biological process: small GTPase-mediated signal transduction; cell migration. The coding region runs from base 230 to 808 and encodes 192 amino acids. The transcript has 6 exons.
UCUUGGGGUAAACUUCUUUGGUUUGAUUGGCAUUACUGAAUAGACAUCGGCUUCGAUCGUAACUUGUGUUUUAAAGGCGUUGUUCAUCAUCAUUUUCGGGCGAUUCGAGUUUGCUCACAAAAAAAUACUGGUGCGAAGGCAAAUAGGUAGAGCCAUUCUAUAAAUUUUUAUUGUCUCAGUUGUCGAUUUUGUCUAGUGUGCGGCAGUAAAAAAUUUCAAAUUGUAACCAAUGACGACGAUUCGAAAAAAAUUGGUGAUUGUUGGCGAUGGUGCCUGUGGUAAGACUUGUCUUCUGAUCGUUUUUAGUAAAGAUCAGUUUCCCGAGGUAUAUGUUCCAACCGUUUUUGAAAACUACGUUGCAGAUAUUGAAGUUGAUGGUAAACAAGUAGAGUUGGCCUUAUGGGACACAGCUGGUCAAGAAGAUUAUGACAGACUUCGACCAUUAAGCUAUCCAGAUACGGAUGUUAUUCUGAUGUGCUUUUCUGUGGACUCGCCCGAUUCAUUAGAAAAUAUUCCUGAAAAAUGGACUCCAGAGGUCAAACAUUUUUGUCCAAAUGUUCCCAUAAUUUUGGUGGGCAAUAAAAAGGAUUUGCGAAAUGAUCCCAACACUAUUCGAGAUCUGGCUAAAAUGAAACAGGAGCCUGUUAAGCCUCAAGAGGGACGUGCUAUGGCUGAGAAAAUCAAUGCCUUCGCAUAUUUGGAAUGUUCAGCUAAGUCUAAGGAAGGUGUUCGAGAUGUCUUCGAAACGGCUACUAGAGCUGCAUUACAAGUAAAGAAGAGGAAGAAGACCAAAUGCCUUUUGCUCUAAAAGAGCAAAUCUACACAAAACACAUUACACGUAAAACAAAGCAAAACCAUACACUCCCGAUUUUUUUAUUUCCCCUUUUUUGAACGGGUAUCUUAAAAUGUUUUUUGAUUGGCAAAUUCUUGAUCAUGAUUAAUUGAUUAUUAAAUAAUAAUCGUAUUUUAUUUAAAAGAAAAUAAUAUAUAUUGUAAACAUGUAUUUAGAGGUAAACGAAUAAUGUGAAAUCUAAUUACAAAAAAUGCAUUGAAAGGAAAAAAAUAUUUGAGAAAUCCUGAGAAAUAAUAAUUAACAAAAGAUUGAAAAUUUGGGAACGGUAGGGUUAAAACGGGAGCGGUAUUUGUGAGUGAAAAAGUGGGAACUACAGCAAAGUUAUAUCAAUUUGCAUGCAUACACGCACACAUGCACAAACACGACAGUGUAAGCAGCAAGAGAAGCAUUUAAAAAUAUCAAAACAAUGUUUUUGGGUGCACCAGUAUAUAUUUUGUUGUCUCCUAUUUUUAUUUUUGAAAUACAUUAAAUAUAAUAAAAACAAAAAAAAAAAA